UAGGUAGUAUAUUUUUAGCACAUUUUAUUUUUUUCAAAUGUACUUGUAAGAUUUGUUCUCUACCGUCUAUAUCUGGGUUAGGCACCGUAAUUUGGUUAAUGAAUCUGCCUUAAUCGCUGCGCGUAGAGGUAAAAAAGAAGUUAAUAUGGGGGAUUUAGAAGAAGCUAAAGAUAAGGUGCUGAUGGGGGUAGAAAGGCGUUCAAUGGUAAUGUCAGAAGAGCAAAAAAAAUUAACUGCUUAUCAUGAAGGCGGUCAUGCCUUAGUUGGCCUUUACUGCCCUGCUUCUGACCCAAUUCAUAAAGCAACAAUUAUACCAAGAGGUAGAGCCCUUGGGAUGGUUAUGAGAUUACCAGAAAAUGAUCGUUUUUCUAUGCCUCGUGAUAAAAUGGAAGCGGAUAUAGCAGUAGCAAUGGCUGGUAGAGUAGCCGAAGAGAUUAUCUUUGGUUCAUCUAAAGUUACUUCUGGUGCUUCUUCGGAUAUUAAGAUGGCUACUCAAAUGGCUAGAGCUAUGGUAACAGACUGGGGGCUAAGCGAGAUAAUAGGGCCAAUAUAUUAUGGGUCAGCUAAUGAAGAUCUAUAUAGUCAGGGAAGAGCGGGUAAUAGCCAUAGCUCUCCUCAUACUGCCGAGUUAAUUGAUAAAGAGGUAAAGAAAAUUAUUGAAACAGGAUAUGAUUUUGCUAAAGAUAUAUUAACUAAAAACAUUGAACAACUACAUUUAUUAGCUAAAAUGUUAAUUGAACAUGAAACACUGUCAGGGCAACAGAUUAAAAAUUUAUUAAGUGAUAGAUCAUUGAAUUCUGAAGCAGAAAAUUUAUUUCCAGCCCAUAAUAAUGUGUGA
Rotaria sp. Silwood2 is the source of this 838-nucleotide messenger RNA. The record is from the annotation of a GenBank genome assembly. NCBI's taxonomy places the organism in Eukaryota, Metazoa, Rotifera, Eurotatoria, Philodinida, Philodinidae.